AUGCGCGGCCGCCGCCUCUCCACCCAGUCCUUCUCGAUCGGCGGCCCUGGCGACUGCGGCCAGGACGUGGAGGUGCGCCCCGCGGUGCGGAAUGUCACCAGUCUGCACUUCAGCCCGGCGCACGCCGGUCACCUGACGGUGACCACCGCGGGGGGGCUGCUCAAGCUGUGGGAGCUGCGGGGAUGCGGGGGCGCCGGCCAGCCGCUGCAAGCGCUGCCGCGCGCCAGCAGCGCGCACCUGCGCCCGCUGCGCUGCUCGGCAUGGAGGCCCGACGGGAGGGCGCUAUUCGCGGGCGACGCGCGCGGCGCGGUGCUGCGGUGGGACCUGGCGACGGGCGCAGUGGCGCGGGUGGCCGACGCGCAGGCGCAGGUGAGGGAGGUGUUCUACGUGGCAGAGCUGGGUGCGAUCCUAGCGGUGGGCGCCGACCGGUCCCUGCGGCUGGUGGACCCCCGCGAGGACGGGGCGGCCUCCUCCUGCGGCGAGCUCCGCGAGAGGCCCACCGCCGCGGCGCUGUCCUUCCCCACCGCGGCGAUCGCCAUGCGGUGUCGCUACGUCACCCUCUUCGACCUGCGCGCCGGCGGAAAUCCUGGCAGGACGCGCCAGUGGGGCCCAUCCUGGGGGGAGACCACCUGCCUGGCCGCGGCGCCUGGGGGCGCCUCCGUGCUCUGCGGCUCCUCCACCGGGAACGCGGCCACGAUCUCGCUCGACGGCCACGGAAAGAUGGACGCCACGCUCUUCAAACCCCACCGCGGGCGGCCCCUGUCGUGGCUGGGCGCGCAUCCCACCGGCAGGCUGUUCGCCACAGCUGGGGAGGGGCGCUACAAGUUCUGGUGCGCCAGUGGCGAUGCGCUAUGCUGCGUGCGGCGCAGCCGCAACUGCGGGGGCACACUAUGGGGGGGGUCCUUCUCAACGACCGGGGAGACAUUCGCUUAUGCCGCCAGGGUUAGCGAUCCCGCCAAAAUGGCGCCAUUCGGGGACAGGGGGGACCGGGUGGCGAUCCACGCCGUGACCGAGGACGAGCUGGCGUGCCCGGAGGUGGAGGAGGACGAGGGCGGGGGAUGGGGGGAGGCGGGCGGGAUGGAGGUGGUGACAGUGGUGCGGGGGAUGCGCAAGAUGGACCUGUACAGCCCGGAGGACGCCGGGGAGGGUUUCGACUUCUCGACCGCGCUGACGCGCGGCAUGGAGGGAAUGGAGAUCGGCGAGGCGGGGCGGGAGUGA
Molecule: messenger RNA, 1218 nt
Organism: Ostreobium quekettii
Lineage: Eukaryota; Viridiplantae; Chlorophyta; Ulvophyceae; Bryopsidales; Ostreobiaceae
Source: the annotation of a GenBank genome assembly